GGAAAGGCUGCCCUGCUGGGCUGAGAGACGCCACCAGCAGCUUCUGGGCCUGAGACACAGGCCUGUGAAGGGCAGACGGGACAGCCGUGUCUCUGCAAAGACCCCUCCUCCUGGAGGACCCUGAGCAGUACAUGGACCUUUCCAGCCCCAGGUGUAGCCGGUGGAAGGGCCUCAUGCUAGUGGCCAGCCUGCUGGCCAGUGGGAUCUGCCAGGCCUCUGGCCAAAUCUUUAUCACCCAACUCCUGGGGGUUGAGGGAUAUCGAAGUAUCCUGGCCCUAGAGAACGUCCCUGAGAAUGUCCAGGAGUACAGCUGGUACCGAGGUACACAGGACAGUGCAGGAAAUAUGAUUCUCAGCUACAAACCUUCCAACUCCUGGCAGCCUGGGCCCAUGCACAGUGGCCGGGAGAGUGUGACCAGAGCAGGUGACUUGGUGAUCAAGAAGUCUAUGCUAAAUGACACAGGAAACUACACUGUUUGGGUGGACACUGGCAACAAGACCCAAACAGCAACUGGCUGGCUCGAGAUUGUCGAGUUGGAAAGCAAUCCGGGCAUCUCAGUCAACGCCACCUCCCUAGUGGAGAACAUGGAUUCUGUGGCUGCCUACUGCCACACUAAUGUCACCAAGGUCACAUGGUUUGUGAAUUCUGUGCCCAUAUCCAGCAGUAACCGGAUGACAAUUUCCCCGGAUGGGAAGACCCUCAUCAUACACAGAGUCAGCCGCUAUGACAGGACUCUUCAGUGUGUGGUGGAAAGUUUCCCAGAGAUCUUUCAGAGAAGCGAGCAGAUCACCCUGACUGUGGCCUAUGGACCAGACUCCGUGGUACUGAGGGCCACACCUGAUAUCUUCAAGGGUAUCAUCACUGCUAAGAUCGGCUCCCGCGUAGAGAUGGAGUGUGUCUCCAUUUCCCUUCCACCUAGCUUGUACCGCUGGACCCACAAUGGCUCCCUCCUGAACUUCUCAGAGGCAAAGAUGACCCUCUUGAGUCUAGCCUGGGAACAGCUAGGCUGGUACCGAUGUAUCGUGGAGAACUCUGUGGCCCAGUUGACCUUUUACAGGAACGUCAGGAUCCAACUGCCUCCUGAGAAGCUCUUGCCUGUGGCUCGCAGUGGUUUUUACAUCUCGGAGUCCCUGGUGGUAUUCCUCAUUGUGGUGACUGUCCUGGGGAGUGUCUACCUCUGUGGAGUCCUGGUCUACGCUCUGGUCAGCUAUUACUCAACCAGGACAAGCCAGACUACAUGAGUAUCCACCUCAGACCUGGAGGGCAAGACCAGAUGGGCAAGGAGGUCCUGAGGCUUCAUCUUCUGGAAGUCGAGGGAUGCAUAAUGAAGCUCUUGUUCCUGCCCUGAGGAGGAGGUGGCCACAGCUGGGGAAGGCUGCUCUGGAGGGUUGUUGCACAUCUGGGAUUCAAUCACAAGGCCC
This is a messenger RNA of Nycticebus coucang (slow loris), 1421 nucleotides long. RefSeq names its product CEA cell adhesion molecule 18 (gene CEACAM18). Bases 132 to 1241 code for a protein of 369 amino acids. The transcript is spliced from 7 exons. NCBI's taxonomy places the organism in Eukaryota, Metazoa, Chordata, Mammalia, Primates, Lorisidae. The record is from RefSeq and is a predicted model, not a curated record.